CCAUUUCCUGCCCAUCCCAUCAUCAUUUGCUCGUCUUUCCGCCAUCUCAACCACCUGUUAUCGCCGUGCUGCUAUUCUUGCAAACACCCAUAAGCUACCGACCACCGACUGCCGCCGGCUGCAUCCGACAUGUCGGCCAAGCGAUCGAAGGCGUCCACCGCCGACGAGCUGGGGGAGCUCUUCGGCGACAUCAGCGACAAGAGCACGGUCAAGAAGUCCGCCGGCAAAUCCAAGUCGGCCGCAUCCAAAGCCCGCGGCGACAAGCAAGAGCAGGACAUCCUCGCCGAGCUGGAGAACGAACUCGGCAGCGAAGAGCCGGCCCGACCGCACACCCCUCGCGUCAAAGAUACGUCCGCUUCGAAAGCGCCCAAGCGGACCAGCACUGCAACCCCGCCGCCAGGCGCCGUCCGCCGUUCCGAAGACAGGCCAGCCAAUGCCGCGCGCAAAUCCGUCGAGAGCACCCGCUCCCUGCGUACCAGCUUCACCCCGAGCGCCACCAGCUCUGAGCCCCAGGACGCCGAGAAGAAGGGGUCUGUCGAACAGACGGCCCCCGCUGCUGGAAGCGGGUGGUGGGGUGGCAUCUUUGCUACGGCCAGCGCUACUGCGAAUGCGGCGAUAAAGCAGGCCGAGGCCGCGUACAAGGAGAUCCAGCAGAACGAGGAAGCCAAGAAAUGGGCCGAGCAGGUUAGAGGCAACGUGGGGGCCCUGCGAGGUUUGGGCGACGGCCUGCGCCAUCGUGCCCUACCCACCUUCGCCGACAUCCUCCAUACGCUCGCCCCGCCCAUCUCCUCGCACGAGCGGCUGCUGAUCCACAUCACCCACGACAUCGUCGGCUACCCGUCGCUGGACCCGCUCGUCUACGGCGUCUUCAGCCGGGUGAUGUCGCAGGUGGAGGGCGGCGACCUGCUCGUGGUCCAGCGCGGCCUCGAGAACACGGCCCGGCGGUCGUCCGACGCCGCCUUCUACCGGGGCUCGUCGAGCUCGGCCGGCUGGCGGGACGGGCCCUGGUGGCGCCAGGGGGGCUCGCCGCGCGACCUGGGCGCGGUGAAGGGGCUCGUCGAGGGCACGAAGCUGUGCCGCGUCAGCGCCGAGAGCUACGCGCACGACUACUUCGAGGCGCUGGGCGGCGUCGCCGAGGCCCAGAAGCGCGCGCUCGAGCCCGUCAGCGAGGACAACCCGGUGCGGACGAGCGACAUCUUCCUGGCGGUGCAGCCGAUCACCACGGACGCGGACCCGGCGCUGUUCGCGGGCGGCGCGGCCGACGAGGCGGAGCGGGAGGCGAGCGCGGUGGCGGACACGGGCGCCGACGACGACGACGACGACGACGACAGCGCGGCGGACGCGCAGGUGUGCUUCGCGGUGCACGUGCUCGACCCGGUGCACGAGAUCCGGUACAGCGCGGUGAGCCAACAGAUGCCGGCGAAGUGGGCGCGGUGGCUGGACGCGGCGACGGCGCCGACGCCGGCGAGCGGGGACAGCGAGGGGCCGUCGGCAGCGGCGGAGGGGGGCGCGAGCGCGCACGUGCCGGAGGAGCUGCGCGAGGUGGUGGAGGGCGGCGGCGUGGACCCGCGCGAGUGGGCGGCCGAGUGGGUGGAGGAGGCGCUGAGCCUGGCCGUCGGCGUCGUCGCCCAGCGCUACGUGGCGCGGCGCAUGGGCGUCGGCGAGGGCGCGCUGGGCCUCGGCAAGGGCAAGCAGAAGGUCGAGACGCUCCUGCAGGAGGGCGGCGGCGAGGCGGCGCGCGCCGGCCUGAUCUGAUUCUUAGUAGGGCGAGGAUAGGGGUGUAGGGGUAUACGGGGGAGAUGUGUAUCUACGGCGAGGGAACGACGGACGAAGGUAUGGUGCAU
Messenger RNA from Durotheca rogersii, 1844 nucleotides. Its product is annotated as maintenance of telomere capping protein 1. The record is from RefSeq and is a predicted model, not a curated record. Lineage: Eukaryota; Fungi; Ascomycota; Sordariomycetes; Xylariales; Xylariaceae. The coding region runs from base 130 to 1755 and encodes 541 amino acids. The transcript is spliced from 2 exons.